Messenger RNA from Armigeres subalbatus, 2282 nucleotides. RefSeq names its product GRIP and coiled-coil domain-containing protein 1 (gene GCC88). The transcript is spliced from 2 exons. Gene Ontology annotation, cellular component: Golgi apparatus. NCBI's taxonomy places the organism in Eukaryota, Metazoa, Arthropoda, Insecta, Diptera, Culicidae. The record is from RefSeq and is a predicted model, not a curated record. Bases 157 to 2142 code for a protein of 661 amino acids.
UUGACAGUUUGUAUUCUGGAGUAUACGCGGAUUUUAUGUGAUUUUGUGAUGUGAUUUUCUCUGAAAAAAUUAGAAUCGAUUUUUUAUGGAUUGACAUGAUGUUAUGGAACAGCAUAUGAAAAUAUUUCACAUUAUUAAUAAAUACCUAACAAAACAAUGGAAAAACACCAUGAAUUGGAGGCAGUGAUUAACUCACAGAAGGAACAACUGCUGCGAUACGAGAAACGUCUCAAAGAUGUUGUCACUGCCUAUAAGGGUCUACUCAAAGAAAAAACAGCACUAGAAUCGAGUUUGUCUGCCUUCACAGCGAAAGGUUCAAUCGAAAAACAGCACCAACAGCAGAAUGCAGUCUCCUCGGAAAAUGAAAGUGACGGGGAAAGCUUGCGGGAGCAGAUGGCCACCUUGAUGAAUUCCUUAGCCACCCUUACCGCUGAGAAGGGUCGAAUAGAAGCUUCGUUCAAGAAUGAUCGUAAGCAAUUGAGGGAAGUGAUCGCAGAAAAGGAAGUUGCGAUUCGGGAUUUGGAGGAUCAGGUGAAAGCCUUGAACUACACGAUCAAGACGGAUCUGGAAAACUGUAAGGCCAAAUUAAAGCAUGAUCGAGAGGAGGAGUGCAACAAUCAGCUUGUGAUGAUUUGUGAGCUGCAGAAGCAAUUACUGGAUGAAAGGCACUUGAAUGAAACGCUGGAGAUGCAGUUGAGAGAUUUGAAGAUUCAGUUCAAUCAGAAACAUUCUGAUAAGCGAGUUAGCGAAAUGCCACAAGCGUCAGAUUUGGCUAAGCACAGUUCAGAGCAGUUGGAAAGCUCCAAGAAAGAGAAUGCCGCUCUAUCCACUUUGCUUCAGCAGUUCCAGGGGGAGAUUGAUAACUUGAAGCGUCAGCAUGCCAUAGCCAUACGCACUGAGCAACGUCGUGUCUCUGUAGCAGAGGACCGCAGUAAAAAGUUGGAGGAAGUUCAUGAAGAGCGAGUGGCUAAUUUGGAGGCACGUUUGGCUGAACUUAGUGAAGUAGUUGGAACGUAUGAUCGAUUGCGGCAACAUGACCAGGAAAGUAUAUCGAAGCUGAAGGAAAAGCUAUCCAAAUUGAGUUUGGAUAAAGCAUCCACGAGACGUUUGAGCCAAGAAAGUAAUGUUGAGAGAAUUGUAGAGGAAAUCAGCUAUUUAAAAAAUUUGCUCCUAGCGGAAAACGAUAAGCUAGACAACCCUCUGGAUUUAUCUUCCUUAUUUUCCGUUCAGCCUAUUAUUGAGGAAAUUGUCAACUAUCCUGAUAGCGAACUGGAUAAUUAUCGAGAUCUUCAGCGCAAUUAUGAUAUAGCCAUCAAGGAUAACGAUGCUUUGAAGGCUACUAUCCAAGUUCACAAAAAUAAUACGAAAACUUUACAGGAGAAGAUAAAAGUUUUGAAUAGGAACAUUGAUGAUCUGGAAGUUGAGUAUAAGAAUAAGCUGAUUGAACAUAACACUAUACUGAAGAAUGAUAAAAUCCGUACGCAGGAGUUGAUCAGUGCUCUUGAGUCUGAUUUCAAAUCCAAACUUUCCCAACUGGAGCUUCAGCUUAAGAAGCAAAGAGAACGAUCACUUCAGCUUCUUGAAGAGAAAGAAGAGGAGAUUAAAUCUCUGCGCACGUCGUUCGACAUUCUUAUGCAUGAUGCUAGUGGCGGUCAGCAGCAACCAAAUUCUACCGAUCCCAACAAUGCCGAUACACUCGAUAAUCUGCCAAUGGCCUUAUCGAAAAAGAUAAGCGCCCUCAACUCUGUUUUCAAAACCGAGUCGUCCCAGUCCAACUCUGAAACGCAUCACAUUCUGCACUAUGCACACGAGCUUGCACGCAAGGAGAUCGAAAUCACUGCCUUGCGGACGGCGAAAAACAACGCGGAAACUGCUCUUCGGCAGGCGCUGCACGAUAAGGUCUCCUCGCAAGAGGAGCUGCACGACAGAAUCGCCUACCUGGAAGAACAGAUUGAUCGCUGGGAGCGUUGUAAGUCACGCGAAGGUGCAAACCUGGAAUACCUGAAGAAUGUGGUACUGAGCUUCCUCACCUCGCAGGAUGCCGAUGGGAAGAAGCACAUGAUUAACGCAAUUGCCGCUGUGUUGAAGUUUAGUACCGCGGAAAUGGCAACCAUCCAAGGGUUGGAUGUGGCGAAACGAUGAACGCUUCAGUGUUGUUGGAUGCGUUAUUUUGUUUUUAUUAAAAUAAUAGAAAAGAGUAUUGUACUGUGUUAUAUUAUGUCAGAAAAAUUCUUGUAAAAAUUCAACGAAAAUAAAACUAAAAUGUAUAUUAUGCACCAUUA